Molecule: messenger RNA, 1071 nt
Organism: Aphanomyces invadans
Lineage: Eukaryota; Oomycota; Saprolegniomycetes; Saprolegniales; Verrucalvaceae
Product: glycerol-3-phosphate dehydrogenase (NAD(+))
Exons: 1
Coding region: 1-1071 (356 amino acids)
Biological process (GO): glycerol-3-phosphate catabolic process; carbohydrate metabolic process
Cellular component (GO): cytosol; glycerol-3-phosphate dehydrogenase (FAD) complex
Molecular function (GO): glycerol-3-phosphate dehydrogenase [NAD(P)+] activity; protein homodimerization activity; NAD binding
Source: RefSeq, a predicted model, not a curated record
AUGGUGGCGCACAAGGUCCAGUAUGACCACAACAUGUCGGACCAGCCCCUCCGCGUCUGCCUCGUGGGCUCUGGCAACUGGGCAUGCGCGAUCGCGCGGAUCAUCGGCGAGAACACCGUCUUGAACGACUCCGUGUUUGAGCCCAAGAUCAACAUGUGGGUGUUCGAGGAGCUCGUCCGUGGCCGCAAAUUGACCGAUAUCAUCAAUCAAGAGCACGAGAACAUCAAGUAUCUCCCUGGGUACAAGCUCCCUUCGAAUGUCGUGGCCAUUGCUGACCUAAAGGAAGCCGCUCGUGGUGCAGACAUUCUCGUGUUUUGCCUCCCACAUCAGUUCUUGCCACGUCUGCUGCCUGACGUCCGCGCCAUACUGAAGCCCGGCGCGUUUGCUGUGUCGCUCAUCAAAGGCAUCGAUUUCAACGAAAACGGAGGGAUUGUCCUCGUGUCCGACAUCAUCCGCGACGGCCUUGGAAUCGAUUGUAGUGUGCUCAUGGGGGCGAACGUAGCCAACGAAGUCGCGGCCGGCGACUUUUGCGAGUCCACAUUGGGCACGCUUCAUCUUCAUCACGGCGACAUCCUUCGCCAACUCUUCCACGCGCCGACAUUCCAUGUCAAUAUUGUCCUGGACCCGCACGGCGUCGAGCUGUGCGGCGCCCUGAAAAACGUGGUGGCGCUCGGCGCGGGCUUUUGCGACGGCCUCGGGUACGGCGGCAACACCAAGGCAGCAAUCAUUCGGCUCGGGCUGAUUGAGAUGAAGAAGUUUUGCUACCGCUUCUUCGACGGCAUCAAGGAAGACACGUUCUUUGAGAGCUGCGGCGUCGCGGACUUGAUCACGACGUGCUUUGGGGGGCGGAACCGCAAGUGCGCCGAGCUGUUUGUGAAAGACAAGGGUGUGACGUGGGAAGAGAUGGAGGCGACGGUGCUGAAUGGCCAGAAGCUCCAAGGCACGGGCACCGCCAAGGAAGUGUACCAUAUCAUCGAAAGGACCAACGCGUUGCACGAGUUUCCGCUCUUCACCGCGAUCUAUCGCAUCGCAUUCGAGCGUGAGGACCCGAAAAACAUUGCAAAGCUUUGA